Molecule: messenger RNA, 698 nt
Organism: Moneuplotes crassus
Lineage: Eukaryota; Ciliophora; Spirotrichea; Euplotida; Euplotidae
Source: the annotation of a GenBank genome assembly
AUGGGAAACAGCAAGAGCAGCAUUAAAACAGUUCCUGAUAAAAGCGAGAGAAGGAAGUCAUCAGUCGGAAGAGUAGUCCAUCUUGAUAAACAAUCAGACAUUCAAAACAAAAGGGACAUCCAAGAAUCCUUAAAAAUACAAGAGCCAGUAAAUGACAAAACCAAAGAAUUGAUAAACAUACAUAAUAAUCUUAUAACUGAGAAUGAGGACCAGGAGAAAAUUGAAGAAAUGAUGAUGAACCAAAUUAAAAAUAAAAAUACAGAUAAGCUAUAAUAUUUGGUGGAGUCGCAAGUAGCACUGGUGCCAACGAGUCAAAACAAUAUAGUAGAAAUAGCAAUUCUAUCAAGCUCCCUCCUAUUUUUCGGAAGGAAUCUAAAAAUAGUUCAAUCUCAAGUUUUAAAGUUCCCACUUCAAUUCCAAUAACUGGGAUUCGAGUGAAAUAAGGACUUGCCUCCCAUUAAUCACGAACCUGCAUUCCCAGUCUCUAAGAAUAAGAACUUAGUGUUUAAUAAUCAGGAGGAUCAGGCUUUAUUUCUUCCCGAAUUUAACCAAAACAAGUACGGAGGCUUUGGACUCAUCAAGCAAGAGAACACUGAGUCUGAUUUAGCAGAUGAUAAUGAGUAUAAACCAUCAAAUUUCGAAAAGGAAAUUCUCAAAAGGAACCAAGAGAGGGCUGACCUUGACCUGGAUGGAGAAAG